UGGUGGUUUAUUCGAGCUCGGAGCGUCGAGCCGAUAUUGGGAUCAGGGAGCAGGCCUGUGGAUCCGAGCGUUUAAAUAACCCGAGUCCCAGGGCUUGAAGGCCUUUCCGCCGGUCCGGACCGGACCGAGGGGGGCGGGCGGUUUGUCCCACGACUCGCCGGAGCGGGCUGUGAGGAGGAGGCUGCGGGGAUGGGGGAGAUGGGCGGGGAGGCCGAGGACCAGGCCCCGACCCAGCAGCGCCGCGAACGGUCCCGGGACGCGGCCCGUAGCCGCCGCGGACGGGAGACCGAGGUGAUGUACCAACUGGCCCAGCAGCUACCGCUGCCCCGCGGCGCCGCCUCCCACCUGGACAAAGCCUCCGUCAUGCGGGUGGCCAUCAGCUACCUGCGGCUCCGGACCCUCCUCCGGUCCGUGCCAGCGGAGAGUGGUUUGGCCGUGCACUUGAACGCCUUUUACCUCCGAGCGGUCGAUGGCUUCUUCAUGGUGCUGACGGAAGAAGGUGACAUCGUAUACCUGUCGGAGAACGUGAACAGAUAUCUCGGGCUGACCCAGCUUGCUCUGAUCGGCCACAGCAUCUUUGAGUUCAUCCACCCAUGUGAUGAGGAGGAAGUGAAGGACCUACUGAUGGCACGUCAAGUGCAAGGCCUCACAGCGAAGCGGGAGGCCCAGGCCCAGAGGGACUUCUUCAUGAGGAUGAAAUCUACGCUGGUGAACGGGAAACGGGCCGUCACCAUCAAAUCAGCAACGUGGAGAGUGCUGCACUGCACGGGACACAUACAACAAUGCGAGGUGAACCCCAAAUCUCCUUCAAACAGCGCCAUCCCGAUGUCCUUCCUGCUGAUGAUCUGCGAGCCCAUCCCUGACCCCACCAGCAUCGAGGUUCGGCUGGACAGCAAGUCCUUCCUGAGUCGGCACGGCAUGGACAUGAAGUUCACCUACUGCGAUGCACGAAUCACCGAGCUCUGUGGUCACCGCCCGAAUUUGCUGCUCGGACACACUGCCUAUGAAUUCUACCAUUCGCUGGACUCUGACCACAUGACCAAGACGCACCAAAUCUUGCUGAAUAAGGGCCAGGUCAGCUCUGGUCAGUACCGCUUUCUGGCCAAGAGUGGAGGAUAUGUGUGGUUGGAGACACAAGCCACUGUGAUCUACAGUGGGGACAACUUAAAGCCGGAAAGCAUUGUCUGCAUUAACUAUGUGCUCAGUAAGGUAGUAGAUGACGCACUCAUCCUCUCCCUGGACCAGAACACAAGUCACCAGGAACCUGCAGUCGAUCCCGGGAAAACCCAGGAGCUGCUCGCCCAGUGGAAGGACAAUCCCACUGGCGCGGAUGAGCUGGCACUAAGCUGUGUCGAUAUCAUCGUCUCCCUGGAUUUAAAAGACCGGAUGGAUUCAAGCGCGUUCCACUUUACCAGGAAACUCAUGGAAGGUGGAGAGGAGCUCUUGAUGCCCGAGGAGUUCUGCAGCCCCGCGCUCUGCAAAUUACUCUCGCCCAUCUUCAACCACCGGCUGGAGCCAGUACCCAGCGGCGGCCAAGGCACGGAACCGGCAGCACGCAACAAAUCUGGCCAGGCGGAGAGACGGGAGGCUGUGGUCACCAGGCCAAGUGACAGCGCCAACUCGGGGUUGCAGGACAUGGACCUGGAGAUGUUGGCACCAUACAUCUCCAUGGAAGAAGACUUCCAGCUGAACAGCUUUGAGUCUUUGACGGAAGGAAUCGAGGGGCUGGUGUGCCCUAAUGAUCACCCAGAGACGGAGACCAACAAGCGGCAGGACAGUCGGGGUCUGGCCAAACUGCUGACCGACUGCAAGAGCACACAACCUAACGUGUUGGGCCGCUCGCACCCAGUGCAACCUGAAGUCCUUGGUGUGGCAGGAGACCCCGGAGCCUCACAGCAGUGCAGCGGCAGUCCCAGUCAGGGCAAGAUCCAGGCGUACGGCCCCAGCAACCAGCCCCUUGUGUUCGGAGGGCCAGGAUUCACUCCGACUGUGGAGAAAGCCCUCCGUGCGAUAUUCCAGCCCCAGGACACUGCCAGUCCCAUGGAGACUGGAGUCUCUGAGUCACCCGGUAAGGAGCAGGAUGCAGCAACACCAACGUUCCAGCCCACUAACCAAUCGGACACCGGAGGCACGGAGAGUGAGAGCAGCCAGUGCACACCAUCCAAGGACAGCAGAUCACUCGGUGAGAAGAGUUUCACAGGAGACCAGAAGCAGCAGGAACUCCAGAUACGUGCCCUUUGCAGCCUGAAACGCAAGCAUGGUCCGGAGCUCAAGAAUUCGCUGGAGCUGGAUAUUUCAGGAGUUACAGAUCGUCACAGCGUUGGAACAAAGCGAGUGAGGAACAUUGUAACCAGUGCAUCCGCCAACCCUUUCACUCCAGCCCCACCAAUGAAACUGACCAUGCACCUACUCCAGACAGAGGCUUCUGAGCCCCCCCGAGCUGGCUGCUGCUGACUGUGGGGUCAGUACUCUAUUACAGAACAGCCCAGGGAGCAGAGUUAUGAAAUCACCUUGGACCAUGUCUCCCGAGGCCCUCGCUCCAACCACACAGAAUCCCCUCUCUGGCAGACAUCCCCACAGACUUCUUCCUGUGCCUCAACAGAGGCCGAGGCUUGGGUCAGCUCCUACACCUAGCUCAGAGCCGAAGUUUCUCUCGGUACCACAACCCAGUCUUUGGAUGGAUAUAACACGAAAACUGUGACCCAUAGAUGGGUGAAUGCACAAGGGUUGUAUACCUUCACUGAAGGCAGUACCCACCGUUCAAUUUCAAAUUCAUUAUCAUCUGACUGUACAUGUAUACAACCAAACAAAACAACUUUUCUUUCCCUUGCCAGUUCGCUCUACAGCACUGUUCCUAUAUGUUUUCAUUCAUCCAGGAUUUACCGCACAGCUACCUCAGUCUAAGGACAAAUCUGAAAUAAAACCAUAAUCUACAGACAAUACACAGCAGGUCAGGCAGCAUCAGUAGAGAGAGAAAUAUUUAACACUCGAAGCCAAUGACUUUUGCUGGUAGCUCGUUUAAGACCAUUUGGCCCAUUGAGCCUGCUACCCCAUUCCAUCAUGGCUGACUUAUCUUCCCCCAUCAAGCCCGUUCUCCUGCCUCCACGGCCGACUGUGGAAAUGAAUUCCACAGAUUCACAAAGAAAUUCCUCCUUGUAAAGACACAGAGUCUAUGGAAGUGAGGCAAAGCAGCAUCAACUUCAUGGACCCUGUACAGAUUACGCAGGAGGAGGUGCUUGCUAUCCUGAGGCAAAUUAGGGUGAAUAAAUCUCCUGACAAGGUGUUCCCUUAGACCCUAUGGGAGGCAAGUGCAGAAAUUGCCGGGGCCUUAGCAGAGACAUUUAAAUCAUUCUUAGCAACAGAAAAGGUCACAGCGGACUGGUGGAUAGCUAAUGUUGUUCCGCUGUGCGGGAAAGGAUCUAAACCAGGGGAUUAUAGCCCUGAGGUUGGGUGGGACUACAACCAGAGGUCGUGGGUAAAAGGUGAAAAGCUUAAAGGGAACUGAAGGGGAAACUUCUUCACUCAGUGAGAGUGUGGAAUGAGCUGCAAGUGGAAAUGGUGCAUGUGAGUUCUAUUUCAACAUUUAAGAGAAGUCUGAAUUGGUACGUGGAUGGCAGGGGUUUGGAGGGCUACGGUCCCAGUGCAGGUCGAUGGGAGUAGGCAGAUCAAAUACUUUGGCUCAAACUAGAUGGUCUGUACUUUCUGCGAUUAUCUCUCUUCUAAAGGGAGGUCCUUGUAUUCAGAGGUUGUGUCCUCUGGUCCUAGAAUCCUCCACUAUUGGACACAUCCACUCUAUCUAUGGCCCUUGAAUAGUCACUUAUCGCUUUCAGUGUAGAGCUUAAACCUGUCUAUAACAGCAAUAGCUUGCAUUUUAUCAUUAAUAUUGUAAAUAUCCCCAAACAAGCUUAAACACAGACAGCAGGGGUAAUAAAUACAUAAAAGCUGAUAAUCUAAACUGUGCUGCAGAUACUGAGCUGAUUUGGCAGUGUCAAUGGAGAUAGAAGCAGGGGUUAAUGUUCUCUGUCACUGACACAGACCUGGGAAAGCAAGUUCAAGAGUGAGAAGGGUUGAGGGAGAAUGAGGUAGAUAUCCGAUAUGCCAAUGUUUAAAAAUUUUGAAAGGCAGCGAAGUCUCAAGGGGAAAUUUCCAAGUCACUAACAGGAAAGAGUGCAGAGAACAUUUGCAAGGACUUGAUUUACUGCCCAUUAUACCACUGGUAUUUAAGGCAGCAGUGAAGAUCUACCAUCUCUGGUGGUGUUCAGGGCUUCCUUCAUCAUGUCAGUAGCUUCCUCUCGGUUUUCACUACUGUCAAUGGUGUAAGUCCCAAGUGGAGACCCAGGAAUUCCGUCGCACUCCCAGUGGACCACUCUUAGUCUGGCUUCUAUUCUUUGACCUGUUUGGCAUGGGUGACCCUACCAAGAGCCAAAGCACGAAGCCCUGACUCCAGCCAACAAAGCUCUCUGGGCCAUUGAGGCACACAAACCUUCCAUCCCAACAACAAGGUUGUGAUCCUCUUGGAGGACUGGGACUUGAGGUCCUGAGUCAUGAGGAAAGAUUGAAUCGAUUAGGGCAAGGGGAAUGAGGGGAGGUCUAGAUAGGUAAAUGCAACCAGGCUUUUUCCACCGAGGUUGAGCGAGACUAGAAUUGGAGGUUAUGGGUUAAAGAUCCAAUGUCUUGUAAAGCCUUAGCAUUAUAUCCUUGGUUUUAUAUACUAGAAUAUAAAAUGAAUGCUAAUAGCACAUUUGCCACCUUCACCACAGACUCAAGCUGCAAGUUAACUCCAGAAUUGCAUCCCAGGGGGAUGGCAAGGUCUCCACGGUGAUGCAGAAGGAACUUGGUGAAGGGUCAGUCUGGGUCCAGUGGUCAGCUUGCCCUCAGCUCCUUGACUUUAACCCCCACCAGAUGCUUUGAUAGGUUUCUCCCCAUCCCCACCUGUCACUUCCUGGAUCAGGUGGCCACUCUAGAACUAGCGGUCAUAGGUUAAGGGUAUAAAAGGUGAAAUGUUUAAAGGGAAACGUCUUCACUCAGAGGGUGGUUAGAGUGUGGAAUGAGCUGCCAGUGAAAGUGGUGGAGCAAGUUUGAUCCCGUCUCAAGAGAAGUUUGGAUAAGCACAUGGGUGGCUGUGGUCCAGUUGCAGGUCGAUGGAACUAGGCACUUGGACGCAGACGAGAUGCAUUUACAAGGAUGUUGUCGGGACUUGAGGACCUCACUUAUAGGGAAUGUUUGAAUAGGUCAAUGGACUAGGCCUGAGGUUCCCAACCUUCUUUUUCCUGCUAUGGACCCAAAGUUGGGAAGCCCUAGACUAGAUAGACUGGGGAGCCUGUUUCUGUGCUGUUGUGCCCUAUAACUCUAGCAUGCACUUGAAGUUAAAACAGAGGCAAUGAUACUUCAUUAGAAAUGCAAAUGCAAGUUACUAUCGAUGGGUUUUGGUCCGCAAGCUAUUCAAAGGAAGGUAGAAGAGCAGGAGGCUGGAAAGCAGGCCUUGUGAGAGCAGAGGAGACUUGUGAACCCUUUCCAUCCCUCACUGAGACAGCGCAGUGCCAGCAGGUGAGCGUGCAUGAGUGGACAGGCACAAUGGGAGCAGACGUUGGCAUCAGACCCACUCAAACCCUUGUCACCCCGACUCUCUUCAAAUUCUAACGUGUUCCCAAACUGCACAUACAACACUGAAAAGAAUUCAGCACAUUUACUGCAUGUUAAGAGAAAAACCCUGUAGAAAUAUCCUUACUGUGUCUAAUGUAACUUCCCAUGGUGCUACAGAUCUAGGUACCAACGUUGCAAUUACGCCUCGACAUUUCAAAGCGUUACACAUCGAUCCCCAGAGAACAAAACCUAGGAGAAAAUACCUUGAGGGCAUUAAAGCAAGUAGUUUUUAAUUUACUUUUGAUUUUUUUUUGUUUCUUGGAUUUACAUGUAUUAGAGUUUUGAAAGUUGUCAAGAAUUGUUCAUUAGUUUUUGAGGAGUUUUCACAAUCUGAUUGGUGCAGAUGACAGGCUGAGGCUUGACGGACAUAAGAACCAUCCACUGUAAGAAACAUAGAAACAUAGAAAAUAGGUGCAGGAGUAGGCCAUUCAGCCCUUCGAGCCUGCACCGCCAUUUAUUAUGAUCAUUGCUGAUCAUCCAACUCAGAACCCCGCCCCAGCCUUCCCUCCAUACCCCCUGACCCCUGUAGCCACAAGGGCCAUAUCUAACUCCCUCUUAAAUAUAGCCAAUGAACUGGCCUCAACAGUUUCCUGUGGCAGAGAAUUCCACAGAUUCACCACUCUCUGUGUGAAGAAGUUUUUCCUAAUCUCAGUCCUAAAAGGCUUCCCCUCUAUCCUCAAACUGUGACCCCUCUUUCUGGAUUUCCCCAACAUCGGGAACAAUCUUCCUUCAUCUAGCCUGUCCAAUCCCUUUAGGAUCUUAUACGUUUCAAUCAGAUCCCCCCUCAAUCUUCUAAAUUCCAACGAGUACAAGCCCAGUUCAUCCAGUCUUUCUUCAUAUGAAAGUCCUGCCAUCCCAGGAAUCAAUCUGGUGAACCUUCUUUGUACUCCCUCUAUGGCAAAGAUGUCUUUCCUCAGAUUAGGGGACCAAAACUGCACACAAUACUCCAGGUGUGGUCUCACCAAGGCCUUGUACAACUGCAGUAGUACCUCCCUGCUCCUGUACUCGAAUCCUCUCACUAUAAAUGCCAUAAAUGUAAGGUGGCAUGGCACAGGAAGGGGGUGGGAUGAGAAUAAAACCUCCAGAACAACCAACAGUAACACACACAAAAAUGCUGGAGAAACUUAGCAGUUCAGGCAGCAUCCACAGAGAUGUCAAUGUUUUGGGCCGAGGGCCAGUGGGCUCGAUUGCAGCAACCAAACUUGUUAUCAAAGGUUAUAAGUAAUAGAAAAUAAUAAACGGUCGACACUUUGGGCUGAUGAAGGGUCUCGGCCCAAAAUGUUAAUUGUUUAUUCCUAUUCAUUUACCCGCUGAGUUCUUCCAGUAUUUUGUGUGUGUGUGUGCGUGUUGCUCUGGACUUCCAGCAUCUGCAGAACCUCGUGUUUAUACAUUAAUGUAUGUCAUGGACUGAAAUAACUAAACAGGAAAUGUUACAAUGUGCUGUGAACAGUAAUUCCUUCUCACUAUUCGCCAGAACAAGAAUGGAACUCCCUUACCCCACCAGCCGCCCUGUACAGGACAGGAGCCUCCAUUGCCUGGCCUACAGAUUCCCAACUCAGUCUUGUUGACAACAGCAUAAUUUCUCAUCGUAGCGCUAAGUGCCCGGAAUAAUAACCUGUGGUGUCUUAAUUAAAUGUUUUUAAGUAUGUAAUCUCAGUACUAAAGGAAAUAAAGUAAAUGUAAAUAUUUUACAGAAUCGUUCCUUUUAAUAACUUAAAGGAUGUUGCCAGGUCUGGAGGACCUGAGUUAUAAGGAAAGGUUGAAUAGGUUAGGACUUUAUUCUUCGCAGUGUAGAAAAUUGAGAGGAGAUCUGAUAGAGAUAUACAGAAUUCUGGGGGGUAUAGAGAGGAUAAAUGAAAGCAAGCUUUCCCCACUGAGGUUGAGUGGGACUACAACCAGAGUUCAUGAAUUAGGGGUGAAAGGUGAGAAAUUUAAGGGGAACAUGAGGGGAAACUUCUUCCCUCAGAGGAUGGUGAGAGUGUGGAUCAGGCUGCCACCGCAAGUGGUGCAUACGAGGUUGAUUUUGACAUUUGAGGGACUUUUGGAUAGAUACAUGGAUUGGAGGGCUAUGGUCCCAGGGCAGGUCAAUGGGAGUAGACAGUUUGAAUGGCUCGGGCGAGACUAGAUGGGCUGAAGGGCCUGUUUCUGUGCUGUACUUGUCCAUGACUCAUCCCCCAAUUCUUUCACUCACCCCGAGUAGUUGCAGAAAUUCUAAACACGUGGAUACAAAACUUGCUUGUUUAUGGGACAGUUUGUGACUGCAGGCUGUCCUGAACUAAUGUGCACUGCAAAGUCCCACCAACCUGACCCUGAGGUUGGAUCAGGGAUAAAGCAGCAAAUGCAGGACUGCAAGCAGUCACCUAGCCUUUUGGACCUUUACACAUCCCCAUUUGGAAAGUCAUUGUUCUAAGAGAAAUGCACAAAGGAACUGGAGGGACUUGAGUGUGUGGGGGGGGCGGUCAGGCAGCUUCUGUGGAGGUUCAGGUCAAAACCCUUCAUCUGCUCUAGAAUAACAGCUCAGAAACAUACAUCAACAGUACUUUGACUUUGAGGAAAGAACGCUAUCUCUUACUGAGCCACGGUAAUACCCUGUAUUAUCUACAGCCUGAGAAAAUUCUGUUUAUUUAUUGCGAUAGAGUGCAGAAUAGACCAUUCCGGCCCUUUAAGCAACAUUGCCCAGCAAUCUCCUGAUUAACUACAAGACAAUUUACAAUGUCCUAACAAUCUUUGGACUGUGUGAGGAGACAGGAGCUUCCAAAGGAAAUCCACUCCACCAUGCAGCACAGAAACAGGCCCUUCAACCAUCCAGCCCAUGCCGAGUCCCAUCGACCUGCAUCCGGACCAUACCCCUCCAUACCUGUCCCAUCCAUGUACCUAUCCAAAUUUCUCCUAAACAUUGCAAUCAAACUCACAUUCACCAUUUGAGCUGGCAGCUCGUUCCACAUUCACACAGCCCUCUGUUUCUCCUCAGGUUCCCUUAACUAUUUCACCUUUCACCGGUAACCUAUGACCUUUAGUUCUCAUCUCAACCAACCUCAAUGGAAAGAGCCCGCUUGCAUUUACACUAACGUUAAUUUAUUACAUGCCAUGUCGUAUGACGUGGGUGAUCAUGGUCUUUCAGUGACCAUAAUUGAUCUUGGCAAUUUUUUCUACAGAAGUGGUUUGUCAUUGUCUUCUUCUGGGCAGUGUCUUUACAAGAUGGGUGACCCCAGCCAGUAUCAAUACUCUUCAGAGAUUGUCUGCCUGCCUGGCAUUAGUGGUCACAUAAUCUAGAUUUGUGAUACACACCAGCUACUCAUAUAACCAUCCACCACCUAUUCCACACUAUCUAUAGCCCUCAUAAUUUUGUAUGCCUCCAUCAAAUCUCCUCUCGGUCUUCUACAUUCCAAGGAAUAAAGUCCUAACCUAUUCAAUCAUUUCUUAUAACUCAGGUCCUCCAGUCCUGGCAACAUCCUUCUAAAUUUUCUCUGUACUCUUUCAACAUUGUUUACAUCUUUCCUGAAGAUGAAAACCACAUGCAAUACUCCAAAUUAGGCCUCACCAAUGUCUUAUACAACUUCAACAUAACAUCCCGUCUCCUGUACAUAAAUCAAAGUAUUGAGAAGGACAACGUGUCGGAAGUUGUAACUACACAUCGGCUUACGGAGCAGUCACACAGGCUUUCUGGCUUCUCCACCAAUCCAGGAGUCACUGUGUCUGACUGGGAGUAACAGCCCUUCCUGAUUAACAGGCCUCACGCCUCUGGUCACUGGCGUUAUGCUAAACUACUGUGUCGCUAGAGGAACAAGCUCUGGCUGGUGAUGGGAAGAGUUAAACCAGAAUAACACACACAAAAUGCUGGAGGAACUCAGCAGGUCAGGUACAUAAAAACAUAGAAUAGUGCAGCACAGUACAGGACCUUCAGCCCACAAUGUUGUGCUGACCCUCAGACCCUGCCUCCCAUAUAACCCCCUCCACCUUAAAUUCCUCCAUAUACCUGUCUAGUAAUCUCUUAAACUUCACUAGUGUAUCUGCCUCCACCACUGACUCAGGCAGUGCAUUCCACGCACCAACCACUCUCUGAGUAAAAAAGCUUCCUCUAAUAUCCCCCUUGAACUUCCCACCCCUUACCUUAAAGCCAUGUCCUCUUGUAUUGAGCAGUGGUGCCCUGGGGAAGAGGCGCUGGCUAUCCACACUAUCUAUUCCUCUUAUUAUCUUGUACACCUCUAUCAUGUCUCCUCUCAUCCUCCUUCUCUCCAAAGAGUAAAGCCCUAGCUCCCUUAAUCUCUGAUCAUAUUGCAUACUUUCUAAACCAGGCAACAUCCUGGUAAAUCUCCUCUG
Mobula hypostoma (lesser devil ray) is the source of this 9963-nucleotide messenger RNA. Its product is annotated as hypoxia-inducible factor 3-alpha-like. The transcript has 13 exons. Bases 190 to 2454 code for a protein of 754 amino acids. Gene Ontology annotation, biological process: regulation of transcription by RNA polymerase II; cellular response to hypoxia. The record is from RefSeq and is a predicted model, not a curated record. Lineage: Eukaryota; Metazoa; Chordata; Chondrichthyes; Myliobatiformes; Myliobatidae. Gene Ontology annotation, molecular function: protein dimerization activity; DNA-binding transcription factor activity, RNA polymerase II-specific; RNA polymerase II transcription regulatory region sequence-specific DNA binding.